AUGCGGGCCCGACUUGUGAGUCGACUCAAAAGGCGUCCGCACGACGCAGUGCAGCAGGAGGGGAGCGCCACCGAGUACAUUGUGGUGACCAUCACAGCAGCGUGUGAGGGGACCCUCAACCUGCCCGAAGUAAAAUCCGCAGCUUCUUUGAAAGAGGCGCUUGCGAGACUGGGCUCGAUCCCCAUUGACGAGCUUCAGGGUGUGGAAGUGCUGUGGACGCCACAAGACCCAUCUGAUUCGCUGACAGCGCAUGACAUUCUGAGUGACUAUCCUUCCAUGCGCAUGCUAUAA
Molecule: messenger RNA, 291 nt
Organism: Closterium sp. NIES-65
Lineage: Eukaryota; Viridiplantae; Streptophyta; Zygnematophyceae; Desmidiales; Closteriaceae
Source: the annotation of a GenBank genome assembly